Scylla paramamosain (green mud crab) is the source of this 2789-nucleotide messenger RNA. Its product is annotated as calpain-9-like. Gene Ontology annotation, molecular function: calcium-dependent cysteine-type endopeptidase activity. The coding region runs from base 145 to 2322 and encodes 725 amino acids. Gene Ontology annotation, biological process: proteolysis. The transcript is spliced from 16 exons. NCBI's taxonomy places the organism in Eukaryota, Metazoa, Arthropoda, Malacostraca, Decapoda, Portunidae. Gene Ontology annotation, cellular component: cytoplasm. The record is from RefSeq and is a predicted model, not a curated record.
UGUAAAGCGAGAUAAAAAGGGCAAUCAGUUGAACAUUUCUUAACCAGUGAAGCGAAUACGGUCUAGCAAACAACACUAUUGGCGCCUAACUGUCUGCCUGCCUGUCUGCCUGUCUACUGCUGCUGAUCACAGCCGCUCCUGUCGAUGACGCUAAUGAAAAAGGCGAGGCUGUACCGCGGCCAAGACUACGCCAGGUUACGCUCGAGGUGUCUGUCGGCCCGCACACUCUUCAAGGACCCGGAGUUCCCCGCUGACGAAGGCUCCCUGGGGUGUAGUAGGGAUGUGUUGUGGAAGCGACCCCCGGAACUAAGGGAAGAGCCUCGGUUCCUAGUGGACGCUGACAGGUUCUCGGCAGUACAAGGGGAUCUGGGUGACUGCUGGUUCGUGUCGGCCCUCACCGCCGUCACCCUGAACCCUGAGCUACUGCUUCGCGUGGUGCCAAGGGACCAGGGCUUCUCACACCCCUACGCUGGAAUAUUUCAUUUCAGAUUCUGGCAGGGCGGGGAAUGGGUGGAAGUGGUGGUGGAUGACCGGCUGCCCGUCACCGUUCUGGGCCAGCUGUGCUUCUCCCGCUCCAGUAAUCCCGCAGAGUUUUGGUCAGCACUCUUGGAGAAAGCCUACGCCAAGCUGCACGGGUCCUACAGCGCCCUGGACGCCGGCAAGUGUUUCGAGGCCACCGAAGAUUUGACAGGAGGAGUGACAGAGAGGUUCCUGCUGGCGGACGAGGAGCUCCCUACUGACUUGUUCUCCAUCAUGGUUCGCGCUAGCCAGCGGGGUUCUCUGCUCACCUGCUGCGUCCCCUCCGCCAAGAAGAGCGGCACGGACCAGACGGAGACGGGUUUGAUCUCGAGUCACAGCUACUGCGUGACGGGCGUGAGGCGCUGGAAGGUGAAGGUGCCCUCGAGAUGGAAGAGUUACGUGGAACUGGUGCGCCUCAGGAACCCCUGGGGGGACGAGAUGGAGUGGCGAGGGGCGUGGAGUGACAAUUCUGAGGAGUGGGGCCUAGUGUCAGCGGAAGAGAGGAAGAGACUGGAGGUGACGGCGGCGGGUGAUGGAGAGUUCUGGAUGACUUACGAGGAAUUCAAGAAGAGAUUUGAUGAGCUGUACAUUACGAGCCUAAACCCACAAAACCUGGAGGACUCGGCCCGUCAGCGCCUCUACACGCUAGCGGAGGUGAUCCAGGAAGUGCUGCUUUACCCGGAAAAGAUCAAGUCAGGUCACCAAGGCACUAAGAAAUGGGAAGAAGUUAACUACGACGGAAGCUGGGUCAGGAAUUCUACCGCAGGGGGACCGCCUCAGGGAACCUCGCUAGACCUCUUCAGCAGUAACCCACAGUACUUACUCCAUCUGACGGAGGCUGACGAUGCCCUGGAAGUGGAGGACGAGGCCGAGGGGCAGAGGGAGAAGAGUGAGAAGGGGACGUGUAGUGUGGUCAUUUCCCUCAGUCAGAAGAACAGGAGGGUCAACAAACUGGAGCUGCUCACUGUUGGCAUCUGUGUGUACGAGGUGGAGGAGAAGAGGGCUCGCUCCGCACUGUCUCCCUCGUGGUUCCAGCGUCACCGUCCCCUCAACAAGGUUAUAUUCAAGAAGACCCGCACCGUCACUUUCCGUCUACAGCUCCACCCCGGCCACUACGUCCUCGUCCCAUGCACCGCCUGGCCCAACAAGGAGGGGGACUUUCUCCUUCGUGUAUUUUGCGAGAAGGCGGCGACUAUGGAGGAGAACGACGAAGAUGCAAGGAUUCUGGUCGUACGUGACGAGGAACUUGGUGACUCGACUGAUGGAGGAGUAGGAGGAGGAAGUGGUCUGCAUCAGCCACAUGACCUGAGGGACGUGUUUUGGAGGAACGCUGGGAUGGUGGGUCACAUCUGCGCCAGGAAGCUGAUGCAGGCACUCAACACUCUCUUCUCCGGUCAGCUAGAGUUCUCCCUGGAUAUGACUCGCAGCCUCCUGGCCAUGGUAGACAGAGACUUCUCAGGCACCGUUGACUAUUACGAGUUCGAACCUCUGGUCUUCUCUCUCCUGCGCUGGGUGGAUGUUUAUAAUAGGAAGAAAAACCAGGAAACGAAGACAUUCUCUGGUUAUGACUGGCAGCUGGGAGACGCGCUAAGGGAGUUGGGAUAUCAAGUGCCUCGCCGCCUGCAGGGAUUAGUGGUGGUGCGCUACGGGGACGACGAGGGUAAUAUCUCUCUCAAGGACUUCCUCAUGGCCACCUGCAGGAUCUCCGUCAUGCUGGAGAGAUUCCGGAACCACAGCGGUGAGGAGGACGAGCAAGCAACCCUCUCCCUCAGCGACUGGCUCCAGGACACCCUCUACUGCUGACGAGCCUUCUGCUGGCCCCUACCCCUGCUGUUGUUGCCGCUGCUAGUACAGACGGAGGCCCCUGAGUAGGUCCAGGAACCCUCUUUAUGACAUGCUUCUUACCAUUACUGCUACCUACGGCGUCUCCUGGGUGGUUCUUCCUUAUGACACACCCUCUGCUAUUCCUGCUACUGACGGAAGCUGUUCCUACUAUCAAUGACGAUGUUCACGCCUUGAAACUGUGUUUGUGUUUGUUGUGCCUUUGGAAUGUUUAGAUUAAUUCAAAUCAUAUUACUCAUAAUAAUCUCUCUCUCUCUCUCUCUCUCUCUCUCUCUCUCUCUCUCUCUCUCUCUCUCUCUCUCUCUCUCUCUCUCUCUCUCUCUCUCUCUCUCUCUCUCUCUCUCUCUCGGCUUCCAGUUUCAAUAUUCUAAUGAUGGUUUCGUUAUAAAUUGAUAAAUAAAAUAAAUAUACAUAAUUGAUAAAAGAUA